AUGCUGCUCUUUUGCUGGGAAUGCACAAAGACGUUGCAAAACAUCUACAAGUUUCGCCAGAAAAUAUCUGAAGCCCAGAAACUAUUGAACAGUAACUUGUCAAAAUAUGAAUCUCUCUCAAGCCUCACUGCUAUCAUCAAAGUUAAUGAAUAUGAAAGAACUAUUAAAUAUGAAGAGCCGACAACAGAUGUUGAACGAAAACCGGAGCCAGAUUAUCAGAAUGAAACCAAUAACAAAAUAGAAAUAAACAAUAUUGAAACAGAAACUGCUAAUGAUGAACAUAUAACAUAUGAAACUGUAAAAGAGGAAGUUAAAUAUGAAGAUCAUAUUUACGAUGGGCAUAUUGAUGAUAUUGAAAAGUUUGAUGAUGAAGAUGUUAUAGAGGAAUAUAUUGAUGAUAUUGAUAAGUUUGAUGAUGAAGAUGUUAUCGAGGAAUAUAUUGAUGAUAUUGAUAAGUUUGAUGAUGAGGAUGUUAUAGAGGAAUCGAUUGAUGAUAUUGAUAAGUUUGAUGAUGAAGAUGUUAUAGAGGAAUAUACUGAUGAUAUUGAAAAGUUUGAUGAAGUUGUUAUAGAGGAAUCCGUUCAAGCUGUGGUUCCUAUAAAUUUAAAUGUUGUUAAUGAUAAUACUGCUGUCUCACAAAUAGGUGAAGUUGAUGUGCAGGUUAAAAAGAAAAGGAAGAAACCGGUUCUUAAAAAUAAAUUUAGGACUAUUAUUAUGGAAAUAGUUAAACAAAGUUUGUUAUAUGACAAAGUAAGUGAAGUUUACUUUUAA
Molecule: messenger RNA, 771 nt
Organism: Cydia splendana
Lineage: Eukaryota; Metazoa; Arthropoda; Insecta; Lepidoptera; Tortricidae
Exons: 2
Coding region: 1-771 (256 amino acids)
Source: RefSeq, a predicted model, not a curated record